This is a messenger RNA of Mesoplodon densirostris (Blainville's beaked whale), 360 nucleotides long. RefSeq names its product small nuclear ribonucleoprotein Sm D1-like. Lineage: Eukaryota; Metazoa; Chordata; Mammalia; Artiodactyla; Ziphiidae. The coding region runs from base 1 to 360 and encodes 119 amino acids. Gene Ontology annotation, molecular function: RNA binding. The transcript has a single exon. The record is from RefSeq and is a predicted model, not a curated record. Gene Ontology annotation, cellular component: spliceosomal tri-snRNP complex; commitment complex; U4 snRNP. Gene Ontology annotation, biological process: RNA processing; spliceosomal snRNP assembly.
AUGAAGCUCGAGAGAUUUCUGAUGAAACUGAGUAAUGAAACUGUAACCACUGAAUUAAAGUAUGAAACACAGGUCCAUGGAACAAUCACAGGUGUAGAUGUGAGCAUGGAUACACAUCUUAAAGCUGUGAAAAUGACUCUGAAGAACAGAGAACCUGUACAGCUGGAAACACUGAGUAUUCGAGGAAAUAACAUUCAAUAUUUUAUUCUGCCAGACAGGUUACCUCUGGAUACACUUCUCAUGGAUGUUGAACCAAAGGUGAAGUCUAAGAAAAGGAAAGCUAUUUCAGGAAGAGGCCGAGGCCAAGGAAGAGCAAGAGGAUGUGGCCGAGGCAGAGAAAGAGGGGGCCCUAGGAGAUAA